AUGGCGACGAAGCGGAAAUUGGUGCCCGCUGCUCUGCACUCUGAGCUUUCUGAGUAUGCCUCGUUGCUGCGCGCGCUGCGGACGCAUAACACCCUCGACUUGACGGGCCACCUGACACAACGUCGACCCUCUGUUUCCGUUGACGAACCUUCCAGUUCAGAGGACGACGAGGAGCGGCGUCCGCAGAAUAUGAGCCUGGAACAGCUCGACUUUCUCUGUGACGCGCUCACCGGAGACCGGGGCACAGAGCAACGCAGCAAUGAACCCGAAGCUGGUCCUUCUACGUCGCGGUCCAUAGGCAAGGCUAAGGCAGCAGCGACUGGCACGUCGACUGUCCCUUCUUCUCCAUCUCCCGCUCCAGGACCGAAGCGGCGGAAAAGGGACACUUGGACGCGAUGGCCGCUGCUUGCCGAAGACGUGCCCGUGCCGGAGUGGACCCUCGAAGACGAAGUGCGCUCGCUGGCUGUGAACGCGCUUCAAGCGCAGGGCACCUUGGCUCCUCCACAUCUUUCCGAUGACGGGGAAGAAGCAGGGUCCUUUGACGACGAAGAGACCCUACUGCCUGCUGCUUCUGUGGACGCCCUGGUCUUCUCUACUUCUGAUCAUCUCGGCCGACUCUUAUCCUCACUUGCUGCUCAUUUCCCGCUCGCUGAGAAGAGCAUGCAGAACAGAGUAAAACCUAUAGGCUGGAAUACCGUUCUGGAAGUUGCUGCGUCGAGCGGGCUCGUCAGUGCAGAAUGUAUUGAAAGCGUAAGGACCCGCAUGGAGGCUAUUUACCCCCCUUCCGAGCCCUCUGAGUCUCGAAUACUCGAACGUAUGGAACUCGCGUCAACGCGUAAAGGACCAUUCACCGAGUCCUGUGCUAAGCAUGAGCUGAGCUUCCUGAGUUUCCCCGACGGUGGUGACGGUGAGGACACGCAAGUCAAGCCAGGGAAAAAGCGUAAGGAUCUGCAGGCGCCUCUUGUUGAUAUCUAG
Gloeophyllum trabeum ATCC 11539 is the source of this 975-nucleotide messenger RNA. RefSeq lists its product as uncharacterized. The record is from RefSeq and is a predicted model, not a curated record. Lineage: Eukaryota; Fungi; Basidiomycota; Agaricomycetes; Gloeophyllales; Gloeophyllaceae. The transcript has 3 exons. The coding region runs from base 1 to 975 and encodes 324 amino acids.